UCUAGCUCUCUCUGUCUUGCACUCUCUCUCUCUCUCACAAAGUCUCAGACACAUCUCUUAAAAGCCUCUAAAGAACAACACUGCUCCCCUCUCUCUCUCAGAUACAUCUCUCGAUCUGCCCCCCUUCUCUGCCUCGCAUUACUCUCUCUCUCUCGCACCCUUAUACAUCUCUUUAUAUAGCCUCCAAAGAACACGUUUGAUCUUUGUGUCAAACAAUCCCCCUAAAGGACACGUUGUUUCUGUUCUUUCAGAUCAUCAUGGACUUCAUAGCUUGCAGCCGUUUUGGCCACUUCUCGGUAAUGGUGAUAACACUGUUGCUCUUUGUUCCCGUAACUACCAUGGCCUCCUCCUCUCCUUUCAAUCCCACCCAACCCAUUUUCAUGUCUGCAGAGAUUUUUCCCCAAACGCUAGGGUUUGGAUCAUAUUUUACUCAGAUUGAGGUGGGUACCCCUCCGGUCAGCCAGUUUAUGGUUAUAGACUCGGGGAGUGACGUUACACGGUUUCAGUGUAAACCAUGUAAUUGUGAGCAAACGCCAGGCCACGGAUUUGACACACUCAAUUCCACUUCCUUUUCCGUGGUCCCUUGUGACUCCGCCGCCUGCAAUCACUUCGGUCAACACGGUUGCAACAACAAUAGUCAAUGUCCAUACAAGGUGGACUCCCUUGACGGCUCCUUCUCGAACGGCUCGCUUAUGCUCGAAAGGCUCACGUUUGGAAGCACCGUAGUUCCGAAUGUGUAUUUUGGGUGUGGGCACACAAACUCUGGCAUGGUGGCUGGAACCGACGGCUUGGUGGGCCUUGGAGGUGGGCCAUUGUCAUUGCCGAAUCAGCUUCGGCUCCGAGGAUUGGCUGACAUCUUCAGUUAUUGCUUGCCGAGUUUGUUUGGAGGGUCACCAGGUUGGUUGAAUUUCAGCCUUCCAGGUGCAGUGCUACCUGCGGGAACCGCAUGGGUCCCCUUGCUCCGCAACCCAAACACGCCCACUUAUUACUAUGUUGGGUUCUCGGGUCUUGGGAUUGGGGGCAUUCGACUCCCCAUUAGCGAAGAAAGCUUCAAAAUCACGAAAGAAGGCUUUGGAGGAGUGAUUAUUGAUUCGGGCACAAUAUUUACCCGACUACCGAAGCCUGUUUACGAGGUUUUUCGUAACGCUUACGUUGCAAAAACCGUAAACCUUCCUCGGGCCCCCGUGAGCCCCGUGUUUGACACGUGCUACAACCUAUCCGGUUUAGACCCGUUUCAGGUUCCAAACGUGUCAUUCUUCUUUUCAGCCGGACCAAUCUUAACACUGAAAGUAAGGCACAUUCUAGCUGAGCAUGAAAGUUAUAUUGGCAAGGAAAUUUUCUGUUUAGCGUUUGUCCCAACCAAUCAUGCUACAACUAUUAUUGGGAACACUCAGCUACUCGGAAUCCAGACUUCCUUUGAUGCAGCAGCUGGAUAUAUGGGAUUUGGACCGAGCACUUGUAGCCCACCUGAAAGUUCUCCUGAUUGUCAUGGGCAUUGGCCUCCUAGGCAGUGGCCUCCUAGGAGUAUAGCCUUGAGGAAUUAUAUUCCUCCAUAUCCGUUAUUACUUAAUUGUAUGUUUAUUUACAUGUUUUUUAUUUGUUAAUAAAUACACUUGAUUGAUCAAACUUGUGAUUAAAGAGACUGAGAAUUUUUAG
Molecule: messenger RNA, 1656 nt
Organism: Alnus glutinosa
Lineage: Eukaryota; Viridiplantae; Streptophyta; Magnoliopsida; Fagales; Betulaceae
Product: protein ASPARTIC PROTEASE IN GUARD CELL 2-like
Exons: 1
Coding region: 258-1604 (448 amino acids)
Biological process (GO): proteolysis
Molecular function (GO): aspartic-type endopeptidase activity
Source: RefSeq, a predicted model, not a curated record